Molecule: messenger RNA, 912 nt
Organism: Dioscorea cayenensis subsp. rotundata (Guinea yam)
Lineage: Eukaryota; Viridiplantae; Streptophyta; Magnoliopsida; Dioscoreales; Dioscoreaceae
Product: binding partner of ACD11 1-like
Exons: 5
Coding region: 1-741 (246 amino acids)
Molecular function (GO): RNA binding
Source: RefSeq, a predicted model, not a curated record
AUGGUAUACAUAAGAGGUUGUAAUCGAGCAGAGAAGGACUUUACUAUAUUCAACUUUAGUUUGAAAUCAAAGAUGAAUUCAAGUGUUCAUGUUGCAGAAAUCACAAAUCUUUCUCCAAAUGCAACAGAAAGACAUGUUUAUAAGUUUUUCUCAUUUUCUGAUGCCAUUGAACAUAUUGAGAUCAUAAGAUCUGAAGAAUUUGCUUCUACUGCUUAUGUGACAUUCAGUGAACCUUAUGCACUGGAAACUGCUGUCCUUCUCAGUGGAGCUGUCAUUGUAGAUCAGCAUGUGUUCAUAACGCGCCGGGGAACGGCUAAUGAAGCAAGAAAAUUCAGUAACACUCCACAAGAAGCAGUAAAAAUGGCGGAGGAGUUAAAAGGCAUUAUGUCAAAAGGAUAUGCUGUAACCAAAGAUAUGUUGAGCAAGGCGAAAGAAUUCGAUGAUUCUCACAAAGUCACAGCCACUGCCACUGCUAAGAUUGCUGAAUUGAGCGAGCGCAUUGGACUUACCGAUAAGAUAAACACUGGAAUUGAUGCUGUUCGUUCUGUCGAUGAAAGGCUUAGGGUAUCUGAGGCUGCUGAAACUAUGAUCAACAGCAGUUAUUUUGCUGCAGGUGCAUUGUUAUUGUCUGAUGCACUUAGUAUGGCUGCUAAAUUAACUGCAGAUUUGGCCAAUCAUGGCAGUAAAAUUUUUCCAGAGUUUCAGGAUUAUGAACAAGAAGUCUUUGUCAAUCAUAAAUGAUGAAUGUGGUCCAUGGAAUCAAACAAAAAGUAUGGAAUGAUGCUGUUUGUUCUUUGUGAACUCUAGUGUUUGAUUUCAUUUGCUUUGAUAAUAAAUGCUUGUCCUGUCUUUUGUUUUCCCUCUGGUUGGUUGUAUUCCAACUAACUAAUCAAUCAAUCUAUGUAAUUCUUU